AAACAUUGGAAAUAGCGGCUUAGGAUUAAAUCUCUACCACAGUCGAACUAUGUACGUGAUUGGAGGCAUUUUGUUGACUCCGGUGAUAUUUUCUCUGGUCGUGUCGGAACCAGUUGGUUCGUGCGUUGCUGGCCGACGUUUCCUGAAGGAUGACCGAGACAUUUGUAUAUUCCACCAGUGUCCGAACCACUGGUACGGUCUCACUCGACCCACAAUGCGGCGCUGUCCGCCCGGGGCCAGGGUUCCUGACGGAUACGGUGAGGGGAUUCCUGAACUGGACCUGUUAUUAGGCAGGCGCAACCCAUGUACAGAACGUACCGGGAAAAAGACAUGUCGUAGAAUCCCUGCCCAGUGGACGCGGUGGGGUGGGUGGGGAGAGUGCUCUACCACGUGCGGGGAGGGGGUCCAGUGGAAGACCCGGGAGUGCACGCGCUGGCACCGGUGUAAGGGGUCCAAGGUGGAGAAGAGGCAGUGUUCUGGGCCACCCUGUGAAGGUUUUGUGUGGACAGAUUGGAUCAACAGCGACUCGCCAUCCACUGGGGAAGGGGACUGGGAGGUAGAUAUAUCACCGCCUCCCUGUGGUGAGAAUCUGGUCCCAGUGAAAAUCGAGUGCCGGUUUGCGCAUCCCCUUUCCGGUGACGCAAUGCCAUGGACAGAGGGUAAACAAAAUCUAACUAUCCCCUGUGUUAACCCACGCGGAAUAGGCUGUUUACACAAAGACCAAGCGUUGCCACCCUUGCCAUCUUUGCCCACAACAGAACCGACAAAGCCGCCUUCCACUCCGCGUGCUGUCGAUACGACUCGCCCUACGACAACGACAAAAAUAAUUCCAGAAGGGAACAGAACCAUCUUUGCUGCAGCGCCGCCUGGUGUGUUGCAGGCGCCACCUGGGGUUUUGGCGGCAGUAGCGAUCCCUACGUCUAUGCCAGACGUACAUGCGUCCCACUGUUUUGAUUACGAGGUGCGGUACCUUUGUCCACUGAGGACGACAAAAUCGUAGUCAUACAUGUUCACCAAGACAGCAUGGACUCAAAGGCUAACAUGUAAUAUGUUGACAUGUUACUUUGACAUAUUGUGGUUCUGGUUUAUAUUUAAUAAUUAAUUAUGGUAGAAGAGUCGAUAGAUAUGCUCAUAGAAUUUUUAUACCCGCGACGUGUGAUGUUACCGAGAACAAUUUUUAUCAAAUAUGUUUUCAGAAACCGAACACACUUUCAUUACAUCGGUUUGUUUACAGGUUAAAAGAUAUGUAAUAAAUGUGAUCACCCAAAUUGCAAUGUCCUGUAUGGAACCGUGUGCAAAGGCGUUAAUUGUCACACGGGUAACCAUUGAUGUGAUGGUGUUACCAGUAACUGCAAAGAGGCAUGAUAGUUUUUACUCAUUAGAAGGUGCUUUUGUAAAUGCAACUGGCACAAACCUUGAGAUUCGUUUCUGCUGCGGGUAUGAUCUUGCAUUUCUCGUUAGUCCUGUAGCAUUCAGAAUGACAAACGGAAAACAAUAAGUAUAAUAUAUACAUUUUUGCCUUUUAAGAAAACUGGAACCCUAAGAACAGGCGCACUGAUGUUAUGGAUUUAGGUUUUGAAACCUGAAUAAUAUCCUAUUAUAUGUUAGUGGAGUAUAAUUGCGAUGCAUUAAAUUUCGCAUC
Lingula anatina is the source of this 1642-nucleotide messenger RNA. RefSeq lists its product as uncharacterized. Lineage: Eukaryota; Metazoa; Brachiopoda; Lingulata; Lingulida; Lingulidae. The record is from RefSeq and is a predicted model, not a curated record.